AUGAAUAAUUUCACUUCAGUUUAUGAAAGUGGUCAACUUAACAACUGGGGCACAAGUUCUGUUCAUCAUAUUGAUAAUGUUUCUGAUAGUUUCAUGAGUAGUGAUAAAUAUGGAAAUUAUAUUAUCAUUCAUAAAAACGAAACAUCAAUUUUUCUUAGUAUAUUAGUAUUUUCUGUGUAUAUUAUCACUAUGCUAUCUUCUUUCAUUGGCAAUACAAUAGCAAUAUGUAUAUUUUUACGAAAACGUAAAAAAUUUGGCAUAAAAUAUCAUACUACAAUAAAACCAUUUGCCAGGACUGAAAAACUGGUAGAUUCAAAUUCAGAAAAUUAUCUACAGUCAUUAAAGAAUCGUCAAGUUGAUGGAAAUUAUGACACUUCAGCGAGUAAUUAUGAUCACAAUAAUUUUUUGAAAAAGAACCUGGAUAAUUCAAUAGAAAAAGCACCGAAGCACUUACACCAUGUUAUGAGAAACACAUACCAAAAGCAAACAUUUUAUAUGAAUGGAGCAUUUAAUUAUUAUUUAGCCAGUUUAGGAAUAUCUGAUUUAUUCAUGGGCCUUUUUUGCAUUCCGUUUACAUUUACACAAAUUUAUUUACAUCACUGGCCAUUUCCUGAUUUAAUGUGCCCAAUUGUUGUUUAUGUACAAAUGGUUAUGGUUACAGCCUCGUCAUUAACAAAUACAGUUAUUAGUCUAAACCGAUUAUUUGGUAUAAUAAGUCCAUUUAGAUUUGAUCAUUGGCCUAGUAGACAUCAAAAAUCAUUGACUAUCUGCAUAAUAAUAAGUAUUUGGGCUAUUUCACUUAGCGGUAGUACAGUACAACUGUUUGCAACCAGAACACAAAUACAAGAACAAGAUAAAAAUUCAUUAGAGCAACAAGAAGGAUAUUUAGCUGAUCGUAAACUAUGUCAGGAAUCAUGGGAUGGAGAUGACUAUAAGCGAUCAAUUUAUACAGUUGUACUUUUCUUAGUAAUCUACAUUAUCCCACUGGGAAUACAAACAUCAACCUAUGGAUAUAUUAGUUUUAGGUUAUGGAACCGCAAAACACCUGGGGAGUCAAUUAAAGGUGUAGAAGAUAUGCGGAUUAAAGAAAAGAAACGAAUCAUUAAAAUGUUGGCUUUCAUUGUCGCGAUGUUUGGUAUUUGUUGGCUUCCAUCACAUUUAUUCUUCCUUCUACAAGAUUUUAGUCCAUUAUUUCGCAAUAUGCCUGAAAAUACAACCAGACUUGUGUAUGGUAUGUGCCACUGGAUAGCAAUGUCGAACAGCUUUGUCAAUCCAAUUAUUUAUCUAAUCAUGAGUAAAUCGUUUCGGACUGAUUUCAAACAAAUAUUGAAGUGCAUAUUCCCCUGUUGGAAAUCACAUAAUCUAAAUUCUUGA
Messenger RNA from Schistosoma guineensis, 1374 nucleotides. The record is from the annotation of a GenBank genome assembly. NCBI's taxonomy places the organism in Eukaryota, Metazoa, Platyhelminthes, Trematoda, Strigeidida, Schistosomatidae.